Owenia fusiformis is the source of this 1236-nucleotide messenger RNA. The record is from the annotation of a GenBank genome assembly. NCBI's taxonomy places the organism in Eukaryota, Metazoa, Annelida, Polychaeta, Sabellida, Oweniidae.
AUAUACCGUCGAGUUCGUGAAGUCCACAAGCAGUAUGGCACUUGUUAGUCUAAGGCGAUGCCUCGGUGCAGUGUUGAAGAAUGGAGCCGCUAUGGUACAAACAAGGUCAUACUCAGCUGCAAGUGGCUACCUAAAAGUAACCACUGAGAAUGAUAUUGCCACCAUAGCCAUGGACAAGAAGCCUGUUAACAGUUUAAACCUAGAGUUCCUCACAGAACUAAGCUUAACCCUCGAGAAGCUAGAAAAUGAAAAGUGCAAAGGUCUCAUACUGACAUCCGCUCUCCCAAAAAUCUUUUCUGCAGGCUUAGAUAUUCUUGAGAUGUAUCAGCCCAAGGAGGAAAGACUGAGACAAUUCUGGAGUACAUUGCAAGAUGUCUGGCUGAGACUUUAUGGCUCACCACUAGUUACAAUUGCUGCCAUAUCAGGCCACAGUCCAGCUGGUGGUUGUCUCCUAUCUUUGUCUUGUGACUACAGAAUUAUGGCCGACAAUUACACCAUCGGCCUUAAUGAAACCAAAUUAGGUAUUGUUGCUCCAUUCUGGUUUGUUGACACUAUGCACAAUGUGGUUGGUCACAGACAGACUGAAAUGGCUCUCCAGCUUGGGACAAUGUUUAGUUCUCAAGAGGCAUUGUCCAUUGGGCUAGUGGAUCGAGUAGUUGGAGAAGGGGAAACUGUAGAUGCUGCCAAAAAGGAAAUGUCACAAUGGGUCAAAAUUCCAGGCUAUGCUCGUCAGCUAUCAAAGAUGCAGCUUCGGAAACCCACAAUUGACAAACUUGUUGCUAGAAAAGAAGAUGACAUUAAUUAUUUUGCAACAUUCAUUACAAAAGAUGGCGUCCAAAAAGCAAUGGGGAUGUAUCUUGAAAGUUUAAAGAAGAAGUAAUUCUCGGAAAAUCAACAGUGAAGAAAUCAACAGAAAUCAACUCAAUAGUAACAUGAUAUAAUGACAUAGAGGUAUUUUUUAUAUAAUGUAACAAGCUAUCAAUGAUGUACACCAUGAAAUACAAAAAUCAGUACCAUUUCAUGACAUGCCCGGGUAGCAUUUAUGUUGACAUUAAUUAAUCAUUUAUUGUAUGUCACACUAACCCUAAAACGGUUAGGCGAUAGAGAAUUACACCAACGGUUAGGGAGGGGGUAGAUCUGCCCCCCCCCCUAUGAUCUCAGAAACCGACAAUCACAGGAGGAUGUAUAAUCUAUCAUUGGAAAGGUUAUUCGAUUCCCAGUAUUUUGAGCCUACUU